UAAAAGGGAGAAAGAAACCUAAGACAUAGGAUUAUUCAUUCACUCACUUGCUAAUGACAAUGUCUCGUCGUCACUCCGAUUCCAAGCGACGCCAUUCCAGAUUCGAUCCGCAACCCAGCCCAAAGAGAUACAGAAAAGAUGCAUAUGGAAAAGAAGAGAAAGAGAGAGUGGAAAACAGCGCUAACGUACACAAUGGAGACCACCGGCGGCUGAAUGAACCAAAUCAUCAGCGUGCACCUCAUCCCACUCAACAAGAGAAACGAGGUAGCAUUGCGCAGGUUGGCCAAAGCUCAGGUCAAAGGAAAGCAGGUGAGCGUGGAUGGUGGAAGGACACAAGAAAGCAAUUUAAUGAAAGAGCAGAGACAAGUCACCGUAGAGAACAGAGAGAUGAUAAAUCACAAGCUAAACCAGAUGAUAAUACUUUCCAGAGAAGAGAUGAUUUUUCUGAAAGGAAAGAUGAUCCACUUCCUACCUCAAGGAAAAGACCUGCAUUUAGGGAGAAGAGGAUUCCAGUGGAAUCAGGAGAUGUUAAUCUGGUUGUAGGAAGGAAUGACAGGAAGAAGGAGGAAAGAAGCAACAAUCCACAGCAUUUGGGUAGACCUGAGAAGCCUUUUGCAGAUGACAGAGCACCUAACAAGGUUGGAGGUAGGAGAGAUGGGUUUCCAUCAAGAGGAAGAAGGUAUGGGGGCAAUGACAGUUACAGGGGAAGAGAUAAAUUUAAUGGAAGACAUGGUUAUCCUCUGGAUAAAAUUCAAACUGAGAAGUGGAAGCAUGAUUUGUAUCAAGAUGUAAGUAAGGAUCCUAUUCCGCAGAAUGAGGAUGAUAAGAUUGCAAAGCUGGAAGCACUCUUGGCUUCAUAGUAGCAAACAGCAGGCAAUAUUUCUGAGAUCUUAGAUCGUGCCUAUCGACUUGUAGAUUUUGGGACAACUUCCGCAGACGCUUUAGUUGUGUAAUUUGUAAGCAUGUGUUGCUGUAAGCUGCUGAGUCUGUCUCUGUAUCAAGUUAUUGCCAUCUUCAAAAUGCCAGGGAUGUUAAGCAGAACAGCUUUCAGUUUUAUAGAAGCCAACUGGAUUCAAUCCUCGUUGUUUGAGACAGACAGACUUUGAAAGUGAAAUUACCUUGGCUUUACUCAGAGCAAAUUGCAAUUGAAAUUCUCGAGUUUUCCUAAACUAUCAACCUUUUUGCCUGUUUUAGACAAUCCCUAGUUUGCAGGUAUGUCAAUGUCUAGGAUUUGUAUUUUGGUCUAUUUAUGUGUAACCCUCCAAGUAUGUCAAUGUCGUGAUUGGGUUGAAUUGGAGAGGGAAGUAUAUCAGUUUUCAUAACAGGACCUGGUAAAAGCCUCUACAUUUAGGAACAAAUUAACCAUUUUAGGAACAAAUAGCUACAAGUUACG
Molecule: messenger RNA, 1393 nt
Organism: Vigna unguiculata (cowpea)
Lineage: Eukaryota; Viridiplantae; Streptophyta; Magnoliopsida; Fabales; Fabaceae
Source: RefSeq, a predicted model, not a curated record